Molecule: messenger RNA, 1010 nt
Organism: Elephantulus edwardii (Cape elephant shrew)
Lineage: Eukaryota; Metazoa; Chordata; Mammalia; Macroscelidea; Macroscelididae
Product: olfactory receptor 2S2-like
Exons: 1
Coding region: 51-1010 (319 amino acids)
Biological process (GO): G protein-coupled receptor signaling pathway
Cellular component (GO): membrane
Molecular function (GO): G protein-coupled receptor activity; olfactory receptor activity
Source: RefSeq, a predicted model, not a curated record
AAAGCCCGAAGUGCAGCUUUGUACCUUGCCAAUGACAGAGAGAAUACACCAUGGAAAAAGUCAAUUUGACUUCCGCUAUAACAGAGUUUCUUCUCUUGGGACUCUCUGAUCACCCAAAGUUGGAGAAGAUUUUCUUUGUCCUGGUCCUGCUGAUGUACCUGGUGAUCCUACUGGGGAAUGGAGUCCUCAUCUUGGUGACCAUCCUAGACUCCCAUUUGCACACUCCCAUGUAUUUCUUCCUGGGGAAUCUUUCCUUCCUGGAUAUCUGCUACACAACUACUUCUGUUCCUCUGGUCCUGGAUAACUUUUUGACACCUCGGGAAACCAUCUCCUUCUCAGCCUGUGCAUUGCAGAUGACACUCUCCUUUGCCAUGGCAGGAACAGAGUGUCUGCUUCUGGGCAUGAUGGCAUUUGACCGCUAUGUGGCCAUCUUUAGCCCCCUUAGGUAUCCCAUGAUCAUGAGCAGGACUACCUAUGUGCCUAUGGCUGCCAGCUCCUGGGCUAUUGGUGGUGCUGCUUCUGUGGUACACACAUCCCUGACAAUUCGUUUGCCUUUCUGUGGGGACAACGUCAUCAACCACUUCACUUGUGAGAUCCUGGCUGUUCUAAAGUUGGCCUGUGCUGACAUUUCCAUCAAUGUGAUCAGCAUGGGGGUGACAAAUGUCAUCUUUUUGGGGGUCCCAGUUAUGUUCAUCUCUGUCUCCUAUGUGUUCAUCAUUGCAACCAUCCUGAGGAUCCCCUCAGCAGAAGGGAAGAGAAAGGCCUUCUCCACCUGCUCUGCCCACCUCACUGUGGUGGUCAUCUUCUAUGGGACUUUAUUUUUCAUGUAUGCAAAACCUAAGUCUAAAGACUCACUGGGAGCAGACAAACAAGACCUUUCAGAUAAACUCAUCUCUCUUUUCUAUGGAGUAGUGACUCCCAUGCUCAACCCCAUCAUCUAUAGUUUGAGGAACAAGGAUGUGAAGGCUGCUGCAAAAAACCUGGUAUCUAGGAAACAAUUUAACCAAUGA